CACACCGCCUCCCACCUCCGCGUCUCCAUCCUCCGCGUCUAUGGCGACUCCCAGCUCGUUGUCAACCACGUCUCGGCGGAGUGGUACGCCCGGAGCCCUCUCACGCAGGUGCUGUGGCGCCUUAGCCGCGAGAGAUUUAGCUCUUUCUCGAUCGAGCGAGUGCCCAGCUAUGGAUAUAACGGCGCCGCGGAUGUGUCGCACGUAGCUGCGAGCUUGCGCUCGGAUUUCUGCCGCACCGGUGGCACUCGCGUGUUUUGAUUCGACUCUUGCUAGGAAUGUAGCUGUCGAUCGAUCGAAUCGAUCGAGUUCUUCCGAGGAACACGAUCACCAUUUCGUUCGAAAUAUUUUCAAGGCCUAGGGUACAAUGCUAGUGAAUCUUGUCCAAUGCCAUGGCGGCAGCGCCUUGGAUCGCGCAGCGCGCUCCCGCUCGGAAUCGCCAGUUCUUCGUGGCGCCAGGACGGAUUCCAUCGGAUUUGCCAGGAAAUCUGUGAGCAGGGUCUAUGUCUUGGACGUCCAUCCGCUGUGCUACCGCGGGAGCAAGCCGGAUUCCAGCGAGUUUUUGUGGUGGAUGAGAGCGUUUCUUCGCAGGAUUGUGCUUGACGAUCCAGUGAUUGCUGUUUUCGAUGGCGAAUUUGGGAAUGACUAUAGGAGAAAAAUUCUUCCUGCUUACAAGGCUGGAAGGAGGAAAUUCAAGCCUCUAGAUCCGAGCUUCAAAUGGACAAGAGGUUUAGAGGCGAGUUUCUCUCGUUUCCAAUGCUUUCUUCGACAGUGUAACAUACCUGUUGUGAAAGUUGAUAAUGCUGAAGCGGACGACGUCAUUGCGACACUAGCUCGGCAAGUUAACGACAGGAGUUUGAAAGCAGUCAUUGCAUCCCCGGAUAAAGAUUUCAAGCAGCUCGUUUCGGAAAACGUCGAGCUGCUGAUUCCGUUCGCGGAUCUACGAAGGUGGUCAUUUUACACAGUCAAGGAUUACGUUGAACAACACAAAUGCGAGCCUGGGAUUGAAUUGGGACUUCGAUGCUUGCUAGGGGAUGCUGCUGAUGGUGUUCCCGGUGUGCCUGGGUUUGGACGGAAAACAGCUCUGAAACUUAUGAGGAAGCACGGCUCGCUAGAAAAUCUAUUAAGUGCAGCGGCAUUUCGGACGGUUGGGAAGCCCUACAUACAAGAUGCUCUCAAGGAGCAUUCCGUGUUGCUUGAGAAAAACUUGGAAGUUUUGUCCUUACGCAGAGAUAUUGACGUAGAGCUGGUGCUUGUCGAGGGAUAAGUCAAGCGA
This is a messenger RNA of Selaginella moellendorffii, 1273 nucleotides long. RefSeq names its product DNA polymerase I. Lineage: Eukaryota; Viridiplantae; Streptophyta; Lycopodiopsida; Selaginellales; Selaginellaceae. The record is from RefSeq and is a predicted model, not a curated record. The coding region runs from base 365 to 1264 and encodes 299 amino acids. Gene Ontology annotation, biological process: DNA replication, Okazaki fragment processing. The transcript is spliced from 5 exons. Gene Ontology annotation, molecular function: DNA binding; 5'-flap endonuclease activity.